AUGGUAGACCAUGCCCUAAAGAUUGAGGCAGACUACGAGGAUCGCAGGUCAAGGAAUGAAGGAAAAAUAAAAGUCGUGCAGUCGGGAAGGUUUGGGAAGAAAUCCCAACAGUUUACAAGAAGAAACACCAGAGGAAGGCCAUACCCACCUAAUCUGAGGAUCCCAAAGAGUCUCCCAGGCAUUAUGGACACAGAUCAACGCCUGAAUUGUACUUAUUGUGGGAGAGACAACCACACUACCGCGAAAUGUUAUCGAAAGAAGAAUGUGUGUAUGAAAUGUGGCAAGCCUGGCCACUGGGUGAGGGAUUGCCCAAUGAUUAAGCCCGAGGAUUGCCCGAAGACCCAAGGUCAAGUGUUCGCACUCACCAAACAAGAGGCCAAGGCAUUCACCUCGGUAAUCAGAGGUACGAUCUCAAUUUGUGAUAUUAAUGUUAAAGUCUUAAUUGACCCUAGAUCCUCUCAUUCAUUUGUCGUACCCCAUUUUGUCUGUUACAUGAAUGUUGCACCUACAUGUCUCAAUUAUACUUUAGUAGUAUGCACUCCUGUGGGAGGCUCUAUGGAAACUGAUAUAGUAUAUAGACGGUGUAAGCUUACAAUUGAUGGGUGCGACCUACCUAUGGAUCUAAUCCCCCUAGACAUUCAAGACUUUGAUGUGAUUCUAGGCAUGGAUUGGUUGUUUACACAUCAUGCCACUGUCAACUACCAUGAAAAGUGGGUAACCUUUAAAUGUCCCGACCAAGCAGAAAUACACUUCAGGGGCAUUAGAGGCAAAUCCACAAUGCUCCUCAUCUCUGCCAUCUGGGCCUCUCACCUUCUAGCUAAUGAGUGUGAAGGGUACCUAGCUUAUGUGGUAGAGAAUCGGGGUGUCCAGACCCAGUUGGAAGGGAUACCAGUAGUAAAGGAAUACCGUGAGGUGUUCCCAGAGGAAUUGUUGUCCCUACCGCCAGGAAGAGAAAUCAAAUUUGAGAUAAAAGUAGUACCUGGCACUGCUUCCAUCUUCAAGGCCUCGUAUAGAAUGGCUCCAGUAGAAUUGAAAGAGCUAAAAGAGCAGUUGUAG
Amborella trichopoda is the source of this 1056-nucleotide messenger RNA. RefSeq lists its product as uncharacterized. The record is from RefSeq and is a predicted model, not a curated record. Lineage: Eukaryota; Viridiplantae; Streptophyta; Magnoliopsida; Amborellales; Amborellaceae. Gene Ontology annotation, molecular function: zinc ion binding; nucleic acid binding.